This is a messenger RNA of Engraulis encrasicolus (European anchovy), 1218 nucleotides long. Its product is annotated as NACHT, LRR and PYD domains-containing protein 12-like. Gene Ontology annotation, molecular function: protein binding. Gene Ontology annotation, cellular component: cytoplasm. The transcript is spliced from 7 exons. The coding region runs from base 1 to 1218 and encodes 405 amino acids. The record is from RefSeq and is a predicted model, not a curated record. NCBI's taxonomy places the organism in Eukaryota, Metazoa, Chordata, Actinopteri, Clupeiformes, Engraulidae.
AUGGGCAAUGAUGAAACAAUCCAGUAUAUAAAGGGAAAGAUCAAGGAAGCAUCUUCCUCAGAAAGAAUGAUCAACCUUUUCCACUGUCUGAAUGAGCUCAAUGACCACUCCUUAGUGGAGGACAUCCAGAGCUUCCUUAGUGCAGGGACACUGUCUGAAGCCCAGCUCUCACCUGGCCAGUGGUCAGCUCUAGUGUUUGUGCUGCUGACGUCAGACCAGAGUCUGGAUGUCUUUGACUUGAAGAAGUACAUCAGAUCUCAUGAUGCUCUCCUGAGGCUGAGGCCAGUAAUGGAGGAGUCCCACACAACUUGGGUCAACAACUGUGGGCUCACUGAACAGAGCUGUACAACACUUGCUUCCAUCCUCUGCAAAGACUCAUCAAAACUCAGAUCACUGGAUCUCAGUGACAAUCACAUUGGUGAUAUUGGAGUCACAGAACUGUGUAGUGGACUGAAGAACCCAAACUGUUCACUGGAGACCCUGAGGCUUCAGUCCUGCCGUAUAACAGAAGAGGGCUGUGCUGCUCUGGCGUCAGCUCUGACAUCAAAUCUGUCACACCUGAAACAGCUGGAUCUGUGCAGUAAUAAACUAGGAGACAAAGGAGCUAAGCAGAUCUCUGAUCUUCUCAGAAAUCCACACUGUAGACUACAGUCACUGAGGCUUAAGAGCUGCAGUAUAACAGCAGAUGGCUGUAGUGCUCUGGCCUCAGUUCUGGCUUUAAACCCAUCACACCUGAUACAGCUGGAUCUGGAUAAUAAUAAACUAGGAGACUCUGGUGUGAAGCAGAUCUCUGCUCUACUCAGGAAUCCAGACUGUAAACUACAGACACUGGGCUUGUCAGACUGUGGUGUAACAGGAGAAGGAUAUGCUGCUCUGGCCUCAGCUCUCAAAUCAAACCCUUCACACCUGGAGGAGCUGGACCUGAGAGGAAACGACCCUGGACACUCUGAAGUGAAAUUACUGACUGAUUCACUAAAGGACCCUGCCUAUAAACUACAGAGAUUGAGGCUGUUGAGUAGUGAUGCAGCAGAUGAAGCCCUUGUGUAUCUGACUUCAGUUCUGGGUGGAAACCCCUUACUGCUGACAGAACUGGACCUGAGUGGGAAGAUACCAGGAGACUCAGGAGUGAAGCAGUUCUGUCCUCUACUGGAGGAUUCACACUGCAGACUUACAACAAUCAAGUUAGUCUUCAUAUUUAUCUGUUCAGCUGUUGAGUAG